CAAAAGAAUUCGACAGUUAAAACAGUCAAGGGGACGUUUAGAAAUUUCAUCCCUCCAACCUCCAUUUCCCCCGCCAUCCAAAUCGGCUUUUGCUUUGCUUUGUUUCACUCUCUCUCUCUCUCUCUCUGCUGCAUUAACGGAAGAAAAGGCCUUGAACUUCGUACAUGUUUUGCCUUUCAACGCUCCGUAGAUACGAUGACAUUUUGGUCUCCCACGCUGCAAUCCGUUUCCCAAACUUUUUCUCCUGAUUGAUUCAUAUCCCCAUCUCAACGGUUACUUUCCCCUGCAUUAACGGCUAGUUUUCACGGAAAUGGAUUUAUCUUCCUUCCUGACGUCUCUGGGCACCUCGUUCGCGAUCUUCGUGGUGCUGAUGUUGCUGUUCACAUGGCUGUCCAGAAUGCCCGGCAACAACGUUGUUUACUGCCCGAAUCGGAUCCUCCAUGGCAUGGAUCCGUGGGACGGCGGAUCCAGGACCCGGAACCCGUUUUCCUGGAUCAAAGAGGCACUUUCCUCCUCCGAGCGCGACGUUAUUGCCAUGUCUGGCGUCGAUUCUGCUGUCUAUUUCGUCUUCCUCUCCACUGUGUUUGGAAUACUGGUUUUAUCUGGGGUUGUGUUGCUACCACUUCUUCUUCCACUGGCUGCCACUGACAAGAGUGUGAAGUCUGACGAUAGCACGAGCAAGGGAGCUUUCAACGACCUUGACAAGCUAUCAAUGGGACAAGUUAAACAAAACAGUUUGAGGCUGUGGGCUUUCCUGAUAGCCACCUACUGGGUUUCUUUUGUUGCAUAUUACCUGUUAUGGAAGGCAUAUAAUCAUGUCUCAAGUGUCAGAGCUUCUGCUUUAAUGUCUCCCAAAAUGAGAGCUGAACAAUUUGUUGUUCUUGUAAGAGACAUUCCUCCUCCACCCAAAGGUGAAACUAUAAAGGAACAGGUUGAUUCAUACUUCAACACAAUAUAUCCAGAUACGUAUUACAGAUCAAUGGUGGUUACAAACAACAAAGAGGUGAACAAAAUUUGGGACGAGUUAGAAGGAUUCAAAAAGAAGCUUGCACGUGCUGAAGAAAUAUCUGCAGGGUCCAAGAGAACAGGCAAUCCUGAAGGGAAUAUACCCGCACACAGAAAAGGCUUUCUUGGUCUUGUCGGUGAAAAAGUAGAUUCAACAGAACACUACAAUGAAAAAAUUAAUGAACUGAUCCCAAAACUAGAAGCUGCACGAAAGGUCACUCUCAGAAAGAAACAGCAGGGUUCGGCUUUAGUCUUCUUCACCAGCAGGGUAGCUGCUGCUUCUGCAGCUCAGAGUCUACAUGCCCGAAUGGUUGACACAUGGACAGUAAUGGAAGCUCCCGAGCCCCGCCAAUUGAUAUGGGAUAAUCUUCCGAAACGUUUUUAUGAGAGGCAGAUAAGACAGGGUAUUGUUUAUGCUAUUGUUGCUUUGACCAUAUUCUUUUACAUGAUCCCAAUUGGAUUCAUCUCUGCGUUUACAACGAUGGACAAUCUGCAGAAACUUCUCCCGUUUUUGAAGCCAGUUGUUAAAUUGAAAGCAAUUAAGACGGUGCUAGAAGCAUACUUACCUCAGAUUGUCCUGAUCAUAUUUCUGGCUUUGCUGCCAAAGUUCCUUUUAUUUCUAUCUAAGGCUGAGGGAAUUCCUUCUGAGAGUCAUGCAGUGAGGGCUGCCUCGGGAAAAUACUUUUAUUUCAUCGUGUUGAAUGUUUUCAUUGGAGUUACGGUUAGUGGAACUCUUUUUGAUUCCCUGAAGAGCAUUGAGGAGAAUCCAAACUCUAUAGUUUCAUUACUAGCAAAAAGCCUUCCAGCUAAUGCAACUUUCUUCCUUACCUAUGUUGCCCUCAAGUUCUUUGUCGGCUAUGGGUUGGAACUGUCUCGAUUAGUUCCUUUAAUCAUUUACCAUUUAAAGAGGAAGUAUAUUUGCAAGACAGAGGCUGAUCGGAAAGAAGCUUGGGCUCCAGGAGAUCUUGGAUAUGCAACUAGGAUACCCAGUGAUAUGCUGAUCAUCACAAUAGUUUUCUGUUACUCUGUUAUAGCUCCUAUCAUUAUUCCAUUUGGUGCCCUAUACUUUGGCCUUGGUUGGCUUGUUCUUCGCAAUCAGGUACUCAAAGUUUAUGUUCCUUCCUAUGAGAGCUACGGGAGGAUGUGGCCUCACAUAAAUUCGCUCGUGGUGGCUGCUUUGCUCUUAUUCCAAGUUACCACAAUUGGUUACUUUGGAAUAAAAGAGUUCUCCUACGCUCCUUUCCAUCCACUACCAAUACUGUCCUUGCUCUUUGCCUACGUUUGUAGGAAGAAAUUCUACCAUUUCUUUCAGGCCCCGGCUCUUGAUGUUGCUAGCCUGGAACUGAAUGAAAUACAGAGCAUGGAACUGGUUUUCAAGUCUUUCAUUCCGCCAAGCUUGAGAACUGACAGGGUAGAAGAAGACCAAUUCGAAGAUGCUUUGUCUCAUCAUUCAAGGAAUGCGUCUAUGCAUUCAAUGCAUUCAAGGACAGGUUCGCUCGCUUGACACACAUCCACGUGUACUUCCACAGGCUCUGUGGUUAGUGUUCCCAGUAUGACUUGCAAUUGAAACGCAAAGUUAAGAGCUAGGAGUGAGCUAAAGCUACUAACAGCCUCGAGCAUGGACGAAUACUGGAAGAUAGGAUAUAUAGGCUUAGGAGUGCUCUUGUUAAUUAGGGUUAGUUGACUAAUUCCUCUCCUCAUCCCAGAUGUGCAGUAUAACGUCAAAAUGUAAGAGAUCUGAAGAUGUGAAAUCUCUUGGAAGGCUCUUGAAGCUGCUCUCCAUUCUAUAUAUAUCAUCUUAAGCUUGUUGCCUAAACAUGAUUGUCACAUCUUUACAUACAACCUAUAAUUGGGAAAAUUGUACAGAUAUUUAAUAAAUUGCAAAAGUUUCUCAGAAUUACCUUUUUCUA
Diospyros lotus (date-plum) is the source of this 2915-nucleotide messenger RNA. Its product is annotated as CSC1-like protein ERD4. Gene Ontology annotation, cellular component: plasma membrane. NCBI's taxonomy places the organism in Eukaryota, Viridiplantae, Streptophyta, Magnoliopsida, Ericales, Ebenaceae. The record is from RefSeq and is a predicted model, not a curated record. Gene Ontology annotation, molecular function: calcium-activated cation channel activity.